AUGGUUUCUUCAAAUUCCAUCUCUCUACUCACAUUUCUCACUUUCCUCUUCCUCCUCCCUUCUUCAUUCUCCGCCGUUGUUCCAACGACGGAGAUUUGCCGAUCCACCACCUUUCCAUCUUUCUGCAAUGCCUUCCUUCCCAACUCCCCGGCCUCUGUCCACUCCCAUUGUCGCUUCACUCUCCACCAUGCCCUCACCCACGCACAAACCUUCCUCGCACUUGUCGACGCGCACCUUAGCCUCUUUCCCUUCCCCUCCGCCCUCCACGACUGUCGCAGCCUCGCAGAAGCCAACCUCGACUACAUAACCCAAACUUUUUCCAUAGUCAACUCCACUUCCGUGGCCCUUCCCUAUUACCAAGCCCAUGAGAUGAUGUCCUUGAUGAGUGCAAUGAUCACCAAUGAAAACACUUGUUAUGAAGGACUGGCUGGCUUGGGCUCAGCCAUUGGCUUGGUUGAUAAGGUGUUAGAAGCCAUCUCUUUCGACAGAAAGUUAUAUAGUUUGUACCUUUCAUUGUUCAAAAUGGGUUGGGUUUCUAAGAACAUGAAGGCUCCUAUUUUGCCAAAAAUGAACCAUUUUGGGGUCGGGAAAGGGCAGUUGAAGCUUAAAAUGUCGCCUAAAGACCGUGCAUAUUAUGAGCGCUUGGUGCAUAGCAAGAAGCCAGCGGCCGCUAGAAGGCUUCUUCAGACCAAUUACGAAAAUGAUGGAAUUUUGGUCAAUGGCGUGGUUGCGGUGGAUCAAAAUGGAACAUACGACUUCACAAAUAUCAGUGCUGCCAUUGCGGCGGCUCCAGACAAGACCACCGUCACCAAAGGAUACUUCUUGAUCUUCGUCACUGCCGGCAUUUACAACGAGACUGUGUUGGUCCCAAAAAAUAAAAGAUAUGUGUUGUUAAUCGGAGAAGGUAACAACCAAACCAUUAUCAAUGGCAACAAAAACGUCGUUGAUGGAUCGACCACUUUCAAUAGCGCAACUGUCGCUGUGGAGGGAACAGGGUUCUUUGGAGUCAAUCUAACGAUCAGCAACACUGCUGGCCCCGCCAAACACCAGGCGGUCGCGCUGCGAGUGAGCGCCGACAACGCAACGUUAUACAGCUGCAUAUUCGAAGGCUACCAAGACACUCUCUACACGCACUCCCUCCGUCAAUUCUACCGAGAAUGUGACAUCUACGGUACUGUCGACUUCAUCUUUGGCAAUGCCGCCGUCGUCUUACAAAAUUGCAACAUCUAUGCCCGCCUCCCGUUGAGUGGCCAGUUCAAUGCCCUCACAGCGCAAGGUCGGACCGACCCAAAUCAGAACACCGGAACCUCGAUCCACAACUGCACCAUCAAGGCGACUCCGGAGCUUGCCGCGAACCCCGCCACGAAGAGCUACUUAGGGCGGCCGUGGAAGGAAUAUUCUCGAACAGUUUACAUGCAGUCGUUCAUAGAUGCGUUUAUUGAUCCUGCAGGCUGGAAGGAGUGGGACGGCACUUUGAAUUUGAACACUUCAUAUUACGCUGAGUUUAAUAACUCAGGGCCGGGCUCCGACACUUCACGGCGGGCUCCGUGGGUGGUCGGUGUCAUCAACGCUACCGUUGCUAAUAGCUUCACGGUGUCUCAAUUCUUGGCCGGAGAUCAAUGGCUGCCGCCCACCGCCGUGCCCUACACUGGCGGUUUGAUAUCAUAA
Messenger RNA from Benincasa hispida (wax gourd), 1668 nucleotides. RefSeq names its product pectinesterase-like. NCBI's taxonomy places the organism in Eukaryota, Viridiplantae, Streptophyta, Magnoliopsida, Cucurbitales, Cucurbitaceae. The record is from RefSeq and is a predicted model, not a curated record. Gene Ontology annotation, biological process: cell wall modification. Gene Ontology annotation, molecular function: enzyme inhibitor activity; pectinesterase activity.